UUCUGAAUCUUAUUUUAACCACAUUUCACGUUGUUAUCUCUAGUUAACAACUUUUUUUGGGGUUAAGUGAUUGUGUAUCAACUUUAACCAUAUUUGUCAUUGUUUAGUGUUAACAAACGCAGUCAGCUGUUUGGUGACAAUUAUUUUUGUGGUUAAGCUAACAGCAUCUAGUUUUUCUUUGUUAAGCUGUUGUUUACUAAUUUUGCUGUGAAGUUAAAUUGAGAAAAUUGUGAAGAUUGUGUUAAAAAAUGGCAUUUGCAUACAUUGCAUCAUAUUUAUAUGAUACCGAUAAUGAGCAGCCAUUAAACGUGCCAAGAAUUGACCGGCGUAGGCUUCGCGAAAUCGAUAACCCUUUCGAACUAACGUUAACGGAGUUCCGGAGGCUAUAUAGACUCAGUCCCGGCAUGGUUGAAAAUUUGGUGUCUCAACUUGACAAUCAAUUAAGAGGAUCGCGAAUAACAGCGUUAUCGACUGAAAAGCAGGUUCUAGCUGCUCUACGGUUUUAUGCCACUGGAUGCUAUCAACGCCCAGUAGGUGAACAGUGGGGCAUAUCCAUGAGCCAAACAUCGAUAAGCCGUUGCAUACACCGUGUGACUGACGCAAUCAACAAUUCAAUGUUUACCUCCAAAGUGAAGUUCCCUAUGACGCAACUGGAGUGCCAAGCGGCAAAGGAAAUUUUUGCGUCUGCACCUUCACCAUUUGUAGCAGGAACUAUCGGUGCAAUCGACUGCACCCAUGUUGCAAUUUUGGCUCCCAAAAAUAAUGAAUCAAAUUAUGUCAAUCACCAUGGGUACCAUUCGAUGAACGUGCAAAUGAUAUGUGAUCCAAAUCUUAAGAUUUUAAACGUGAAUGCAAAAUUUCCGGGAGCACGACAUGAUUCGUUUAUUUGGAGCUUCUCUGCAGCGCGUCGGGUCAUGCAGCGAUCAUUUGAAACUGGAAAUCACAACACGUUUUUGAUAGGCGAUUCUGGAUACCCGCUGGAGCCAUGGCUGAUGACACCUUUACCAAACGAGCCAGAAGGAACACCAAAGUUUCGCUACAACGAGGCGCUAUGUAAAGCACGUAACCCGAUCGAGAGACUCUUUGGCGUCCUUAAAGGCACAUGGCGGUGCUUAUCACGGCAAAGAGUACUUUUGUAUGACCCCGGCUUUGCUGGCCGAGUAGUUAACGCGUGCGCAACAUUGCAUAACGUUCGUUUGGGCGAUCAAACAACCGCUUUUGACGAUCGGGUUGUUUAUGAUCCCGAAAUACUAAGCACUAAUGACGAUUCCGCAGCACCUUCUUCAGUAGCAAAACGUGUUCAGCAACGAAUUAUAGCAAAUUUUUUUUUAAAUAUUCGUAUAACUUAAUAUAUGCCGUCAACGAUCGUCUCGAUAGUAGGCCAGCCAUCCACCAAGAGACGCAAAUUUGUUCAAUCCACGUUAACUAACGCCUUUAUUUGUCAUCCGUUUUUUUAUCAUCUUCCUCUGCACAAUGAAAUGGGCAACGCUUUUUGCAUUAUAUGUAAUACAUAUUCAACAAAUCAACAGUAUUUAUUUUUCACGUCCAAUGAACAUACUUGGCGAGCCGUUAAAUGGCACCGCUAAAACUGCGAACUAACCAGCUAAAUUUAUUGAUUUUUAUACCUCAAUGAAAAAGUUCCACACCUGCGCCGGCUUUAGUAGCAAUGUAUGCACGAUUGCUCGUUCAUACGAAAUCGAACCGGUGGACAUUAAAAGGAUUCUUGCAGCAAUUGUUGCCCUCUGUUUCCAAGCAUCAAUACAGCCUAUAUUGCUGAAAAUGUUCCUAAAUCUAUUACAAAACAACCAACCCAACAGCGCCCUUACACUGUCCGGGCGUUUCGCUUUAAACCAAUAAA
This is a messenger RNA of Rhagoletis pomonella (apple maggot), 1858 nucleotides long. RefSeq names its product putative nuclease HARBI1. NCBI's taxonomy places the organism in Eukaryota, Metazoa, Arthropoda, Insecta, Diptera, Tephritidae. The transcript is spliced from 6 exons. The coding region runs from base 249 to 1349 and encodes 366 amino acids. The record is from RefSeq and is a predicted model, not a curated record.